Centropristis striata (black sea bass) is the source of this 3465-nucleotide messenger RNA. Its product is annotated as SH2 domain-containing adapter protein F-like. Lineage: Eukaryota; Metazoa; Chordata; Actinopteri; Perciformes; Serranidae. Gene Ontology annotation, molecular function: phosphotyrosine residue binding. Bases 327 to 1838 code for a protein of 503 amino acids. The record is from RefSeq and is a predicted model, not a curated record. The transcript has 8 exons.
UCUCAGGUAGGGAGGGCAGGUUGUGGGGGGGCGUGUGUUCCUCUUGCACAAGCGCUCCCAUGUUGCGUAGUCUGGAAACCUGACGUGGAGAGCAGCCGCGCUGAGUGACAGAGUUGCGGCAGGGCAGAUCAGAAAGUGCCUGUGGCCGCGCUCCCCCUGCUCCCUACUCCUCUCCGGACUGACAAGACUGGCGACACGCUCCGACACCGGUCGGCUGGCCGCGGGUGACCCGAGGUUCCCACUUUGACGAACACACUCGGGCUCCGCUGGCAAGGAAAGGUGGAACUAAACUACAUUCAUUGACUUGAGAGCGAUGCACUGGCAGCAUGGCCAAGUGGUUCAAGGAGCACCUAGGAUUCAAAACUACCAAAGCACCUCCUCCGGCGCCUCCGAAACCGGACUACAGACACUGUCACACCGGUGUGCCCGGUGCGCCUGGCUACCAACAAACAAGCUCCGGGGCCACCUUCCCGAGCCCCGCUCAACCGGACAUCCUCGCUGCUUACAAACUACAAAAGGAGCUGGACUUCGAGGACCCGUACACUCCAGGUGGAAAUAUUUCAUUUGGCACGAGCUUGAACACUGUGGGGUCUCCGGAUAUCAAGUAUGUGUCCCCAAAACACCGACUUAUCAAGGUGGAAACAACCGAAAAGAGCAGCCCGGCUCCGGGCGGCGGUGUCACCGUCACCCAAGCUGUUGCUGUGGGGAGUGUUAAAUCUCCCACUUCACCUCCUUCGGACCACGACAACAAGGAGAAGCUCAUUAUCCUUGAAGACUACGCGGACCCUUUCGAUGCUGAGCAAGCUGGUGGCACUCAGACCAGCACGGAAAAAGUGACGACUGAGAACGAUGGCUACAUGGAGCCAUAUGAGGCCCAGAAGAUGAUGGCAGAAAUACGAUCUGGUGGUCGAGGACCUAAGGACGGACCUGGGAGGCAGCUGCCCCUGUACGACACGCCGUAUGAGCCGGCCGAGAACGGCGGGGACUCAGACCCUGAGCGCUCGCGAUGCCCCAGAGAAAGCCGGCUGCCUCAGGAUGACGAGCGACCCCCUGAAGAGUAUGACCAGCCCUGGGAGUGGAAGAAAGAGCGGAUUUCCAAAGCCUUUGCAGCUCUGCUUUGUUAUGACUGCAUUAGCUACGAGGGUUCUGUAAGUGGCACUGGAUCAGGUCCCCACGGAGGAAAGGACUGCACCUCUAAAUCCCUCACAGUAGAGAUUAAAGUGAUCAAGGACCUACCGUGGCCCCCUCCUGUCGGGCAGCUCAACACCAGUCCUCCCCUGGUGGAGGAGCUGGAGUCUCCCUCCCAGACAGCUCAGCCCUCGCCAGGACAGACGAGCUGUGACCAGCACCACCAUGUCCAGUUUGAUGGUGUGGAGAAGUCCCGGAUGUCACCUACCAAGGAGGGGAAAGCCCGCCCGCUGCAGCGACACUCCAGUGGCUGUCUGGUCAACACCAAAAUGUCAUCACUGGACCACUGCAGCUCCUCUCUCGGGGAGCGUAUUGACCCCACAAUGCCCCUGGAAAGCCAGUUCUGGUACCACGGAGCCAUCAGCCGAACAGAUGCAGAAUCUCUGCUCAGGCUGUGUAAGGAGGCCAGCUACCUGGUGAGAAACAGCGAGACCAGCAAGAAUGACUACUCCCUCUCCCUUAAGAGCAGCCAGGGCUUCAUGCACAUGAAGCUGUCGCGGACGAAGGAGAACAAGUACAUCCUGGGCCAGAACAGCUGCCCGUUUGACAGCGUGCCUGAGAUCAUCCAUUUCUACUCCAGCCGCAAGCUGCCCAUCAAGGGUGCUGAACACAUGUCCCUGCUGUACCCUGUAGCCAUCAGGACACUAUAGUGCUCUGGGUCACCUGCAGGUGUCGGCCCCUGCAGCACCCACUGGGCCAACCUGUGGCUCCACUCUUCCUGUCCCUCUGGACAGAGCCCAGAAGGCUCUUGGGAAGAUGAACAGAGGCAUCCCAAAAACUGCUGAUCCUGACUCACCUCACUGGCCAACGGAUUCCAGACCUGUUUCUGAAGGCCUACUGCAGACCAUCUUACACACACAGACUCAAUGUUGCAGAAGUCUUUGUAAUUUUAUUUUAUUUUAUUUUAUUUAUGACAGACACCCACUUCAUUACAUCACAGACUGACUAUCUGAUGAACAUCAUUUCAUGGAUUCUUGAGCUGAUUUCCCUAAGCACUUAACACUCAAAGAGAAAAAGAAAGGUACAACAUUGUUGUCACUGGGGUGUACCUUCUAUCAUAAAUCCUUUUUCCUAAGAGUGCAUAUCAAGAAAAUUGUGUAUGAACAAGUUUGUUUAACUCUGUUCAUUUGGCUAGGCUCUGCUGAUACUGUAAUUGUUUGUAAGGGGACUUGAAGAUUGUAAGAGCCGUGUAAGGGAAGAGACAUUUAUGAGGCAUUGGGAGGGAUAUUGUCCACAUGGGCCCCAUACAGUGGUCAGGAUAUUGAAUAAACUGGCCUUGUAUCAAUGGCGAGUCCCCAGCUGCAUGGAAAUAACAGGCCUGUGAGCAGCGCAGACUGAUCUCUCUAUCUUGUCAUAGUGCAUGCUGUCUGCUAUCCAUCACUGAGUGGGUGUAUCACACCAAUGACAGUGUAAGUACCAUAGUGGUGAGACAGGCAGGGGAUCAUGAUGGAUGGGUCAACCCGUCUGACACAGUACAAUUGGCUGAGGCUAGAGACCCGAGCCUGUCCAAAUGGACCAAAUUAGCCCCGCUACCCCUCCUUAGAAUGGCUUUGCAUCGGGAGAAUGAAAUAUGCCUGCAUUGUCUACCUCAGAAAAUCAAUUUCAUUCGCCCAUCUGCAGAUCAAUAGGUACAAUGGGAUUGCAGACAUCGAUCUGCCCUCCCUUCGACAUUCCCAAUUCCCUUAAAAAUUGCAUCAUCGGUUUAAGGAAUAUGCUUUUUGAAUACACUUAAUCCAAGAAUUUUUUUUUUUAUGAAAAGGCAAGCAGAUUUUACAGAUCAGCAAUUGUAUGUAUAGUCAGUAAUAUGAUACAGUGUGAUGUCAGUAACAAAUGUUUGGUUAAUGCCUUAUAAUGCAUGGGUCAAAUCAGUCCGCUAGAUCAGCUGAUUUCCAGUUCUGCUUUUAACGAUUGUUCUGUGACUGUAAUUUAUUCUGGGGUAAUUAUUACUGAUGUGUUACUCCUUUGUGAUGGCCCGGCGGCCCCCUUCGCCCUCAUCGUUUUGUGCCGACGUGAUCGUGUUUUUGGGGAAUACUCCAGCCUCUUUUACUGUGGUGCUUUGCUUUUUUUUCUUGUUUCAAGUUCUGCUAAAUGCACGUUUGCCUCGGUGGCCUGACUCUGGGACACGGCGUCUCCUGACCAACGGGAUUGUCAAGCCUUGCGUGAGAGACGAUCGCGUACUGUCUCCAGCGGACCAAUCACGGCGCAGCCUGAACCCGGAUAAACACCUACCUUCAACCUGUCAUGCUACAACUUUGCAUUAAAAUCAUCUGCCCUUUA